This is a messenger RNA of Thyridium curvatum, 1491 nucleotides long. RefSeq lists its product as uncharacterized. Gene Ontology annotation, biological process: transmembrane transport. Gene Ontology annotation, molecular function: transmembrane transporter activity. Gene Ontology annotation, cellular component: membrane. Lineage: Eukaryota; Fungi; Ascomycota; Sordariomycetes; Thyridiales; Thyridiaceae. The record is from RefSeq and is a predicted model, not a curated record. The coding region runs from base 1 to 1491 and encodes 496 amino acids. The transcript is spliced from 5 exons.
AUGGACAAAAUCGAGAAGACCGGGGCUGAUCGGCCUCCCAGCCCUCUGGCUGGUGAGAAACAGAAAGGUUUCGUCCAGCAGUUCGAGGCUCAAGAUGAGGCCUGGCGCAAGGAUCGCGAGACCAAGCUGGUGCGCAAGAUUGACAUGCACUUGAUCCCCAUGCUUGUCCUCAUGUAUCUGCUCAACUUUCUCGACCGUUCCAACCUUGCCCAGGCCCGUCAGGGGACACUAGAGGCCGACCUGAAAAUGACUGGCACGGACUUCAACCUUGCCACGUCCAUCCUCUUCGUCGGCUACCUCUUGAUGCAGCUCCCGUCAAACAUGCUCAUCACACGUAUCCGCCCAUCCCUGUACCUCAGCGGCGCGAUGACUCUGUGGGGAGUGGUGUCUACAUGCAACGCCGGGGUUCGCAACUUUACUGGCUUGGUCCUUGUCCGGUUCUUCCUGGGCUUUGUUGAGGCGCCAUUUUUCCCCGGUGCGAUCUUUUUGAUGAGCUCCUGGUACACCAGGGCCGAGCUUACACGAAGAAUCUCCUGGUUCUAUUCUGGAAAUGCUCUGGCGAACAUGUUCGGGGGCUUGUUAGGUGCCGCCAUCCUUGGCAGCCUGGAGGGCAGUAGAGGCAUUGCUGGCUGGAGGUGGCUGUUUAUCAUUGAAGGCACCAUCACCAUCGCCCUCGCGAUCCUGUCUGGAUUCAUCCUGCCCGACUACCCCCAUACAACGCGCUGGUUGACCGAAGAGGAACGAGCUUUCGCUGCCUGGCGUCUCCUUUCCGAUAUCAACGAGGCCGAUGAGCGCCACUCGCAGUCCAUCUGGGAGGGUGUCAAACAGGCGUUCAAGGAUUAUCGCAUCUACCUCUUCCUGCCACUGCAACACAUCAGCUUGCUCAGUCAGACGUUCCAAUACUUCUUCCCCAGUAUUGUGGGGACUCUGGGUUAUGGCCGCAUCGAGACGCUUUGGCUCACUGCUCCUGUCUGGUUUGCCACAUUCCUCGUGUCCGUCCUUGUGACCUGGACGUCUGCCAAGACCAAAGACCGGUCAAUCCACAUCAUCUGCCUCAUGUUAGUUGCACUUGUUGGUAAUGCUAUUGCGACCGCCACGCUGAACAUCGGGGCACGGUUCUUCGCCAUGUUUCUGAUGCCCAUGGGUGCCGUGUCAGCUUAUCAAAUCAUCGUCUCCUGGGUUGCAAAUUCCUUUCCGCGGCCACUCGUCAAGCGGUCUGCAGUAAUCGCCAUUACCAACAUGAUCGGCAACUGCGCCAACAUCUACGGCUCUUACAUGUACGCGGCUAGCGAUGCUCCUCGGUACAUACCAGGCGGCAGCGCAAACACGGUCGUCUGCUUCAUUGUAGUUGUUCUAGCCUUGGUGGUACGGAUGGUUCACAUUCAUGAAAACAAGAAACUCGAGCGUGCUGAGGCGCAAGAUGACGCGACUACGCCUGCAGAGGGCAGCAACAUUGGCAGGAGAGCCUUUGGUUUCAGAUAUGUUUACUAA